AUGGCUGAUAUCACCGACGCGGAGCACCACAUCGUUGCCGCUUCGUAUCACCUGAUGAAGGCCCUUCAAACAACCAAGCUCAUGAGCAGUGAUGUGAGGGGAAUUCUAGAAAAGCUCGACUUCCAUUUGUCUACUGUGGUCAAGAUCAAUGAGGAUGAGCCGGAUGGGGAUAGCAUCAGAGAGCUCGAAAAGAGUGUAGUCUCGUCCCACGAAACCAUCACGAGUCUGCACUUGAGCUACUCGAAGGUCUGGGCUUCCGGUCCCGAGGUAAUCUUGGAGUACUUGGAAGCAGUUGGCGAGGUGCAGAGAUCGAUUGAGGCUCUCGAAGGUAUGCCGUUGAGUCGGAUGAGUAAUGGGGUUCUUGAACAAGCAAAAACUACUCUGCAUAUGGCUAUGGAGAGGCUCCAAAAUGAGCUGAUCCACAUACUUGUGCAGAACAAGCAGUGUUUCGAGCAUGAAUACCCGGUUUUCGAAGUGUAUCCCAUAUACGAGGAGUCUGUCAUCUCCAACGAAGAUGAUUCGGUCGAGGACGCGUCUCUCAAGGGCCGUAGCAGCUCAGAGACCGAGGAUUGCGCGAUGGAUCUGAUCCACCCGGAUGUGGUUCCUCAAAUCAAGUCCAUCGCGGAUACAAUGUUUGCCGCAGGCUAUGCUCAGGAGUUCUGUCUGCCCUUCACCGCGUUCUGGAAGGAUGUAUUAGCGGAGUACUCGAUGAUUCUCUACGUGGAGCAGCUUAGCAUAGAAGACGUGAAGCGGAUGGAGUGGAAGCACUUGAACUCGAGGAUCAGGAAAUGGCGUGUGGCGAUGACGAGAAUCAUCGGCGUCUAUCUUGGCAGCGCGAAACGGCUGUUCGACCAAGUUUUAGGAGAAUACGACCAGGUCAGCAUAGCUUGUCUGAUCGAGGCUUCGAGGGGGCCUCUCUUCUGUCUCUUGAACUUUGGUCAAGCUGUGUUGAUUGGACCCCAUGAGCCCGAAUGGCUCUUCUGCUUGCUUGAUAUGUAUGAGGUUCUAGCUGAUCUCGUCCCGGAUUUGGACACUCUGUUCUCACAAGAGACAGAGUCGUUGAUCAGGAUCGACUUCCACGAGCUUCUGUCGCAGCUAGGAGAAUCUGUUAGAGUCAUCCUCAAAGAGCUCGGAAACCGCAUUGCAACAUGCACUUCCACAACCCCUUUCCAAAAUGGAGGGAUUCAUCCCCUAACAAAGUACGUUGCCAACUACAUCUUGUGCUUUGCUGAAUACGAGGAUACGCUUCCUUUGCUUCUUCAAGAUCAAGAACCCGUCAGGGAGAGUGGAGACGAAGAGCAGAACAUGGAUGGCGAGGCAGAUCCCAAUCCAGCUUGUGCCUUGGCAAUGUACCUGCAGUCACUCACAUCAAUUUUAGAAGCAGCCUUAGACGAGAAAUCGAGUUUAUACAGAGAUUCUUCAUUAAAGCAUAUCUUUUUGAUGAACAAUUUCCAUUACACAGUCGAGAAGAUCAAGAAUUCCAAAAUCAGCCCCUACUUUGGUGAUGAUUGGAUCAGAAAACACUAUGUGAAGCUCCGGCAGCAUGCAAUGUAUUACCAAAGAACGACUUGGAGUUCGUUACUAACCUUUCUCCAUGACGAUGGGAAAGUCGGGAAGGCAACUCUAAAGGCGAGAUGCCAACACUUCAACACUGCUUUUGAGGAUCUGUACAAGAGCCAGACAAGAUGGGUUGUCCCAGAUCCUCAACUCCGCGAAGAUGUGAGGAUAUUAGCUUCCAAGACGGUCAUCCAACCGUAUCGCAACUUUGUCCGCAAGAUCAGCGAUUCUAUUGGCGAAAAGCACAUCAAGUACACCGAACAGGAGCUGGGAGUGUACAUCAUGGAUCUUCUUGAAGGCUCAUCGAAGUCAUUGAGCCAUUCUCGGAAAAGGUGA
This is a messenger RNA of Salvia splendens (bonfire salvia), 1893 nucleotides long. Its product is annotated as exocyst complex component EXO70E2. Gene Ontology annotation, cellular component: exocyst. Gene Ontology annotation, biological process: exocytosis. The transcript has a single exon. The record is from RefSeq and is a predicted model, not a curated record. Bases 1 to 1893 code for a protein of 630 amino acids. Gene Ontology annotation, molecular function: phosphatidylinositol-4,5-bisphosphate binding. NCBI's taxonomy places the organism in Eukaryota, Viridiplantae, Streptophyta, Magnoliopsida, Lamiales, Lamiaceae.